CACGCCUGCCCGCAAGCUUGGCUGGGGGGGUAAUUGCUGGGAAUUACAGGGGGCCGCUCUGUUUCACCAGCAGCCAGGGCUCCGGUAAUAUGCGACAGGGGGGCUACGCCAGGGCGCGCAGCACUUCCGCUCUGGAGGAAAUGGGCUGCACCACCGGCAAGGGCAUGCUGGAUAUGCAAUUACCCACACAACGAGAUGCUAGCCAAAGUUGGCGGCACUGCUGCAGAACACAUCAUCCGACCCAUAUUGGUCUAUCGAAACGAUUGCAUCCAGAGCUCACGCUUCGUUCAUCGGCUGCUCACCGCGGCGUGCUUGCCCAAUGGCACCAGUCCGGCACAGGCCCUCCGAUCAAUGUGGCAGAUCACUGAGCAAACAUGGCACGGCCACCAAACGGCGGGCACAUGUCGAUGGGAGCAGAUGCCGACACCCAGUGGUGGAAGAUACAUGCGCUUGCCUCCACUCCACAGUUUCCCCCACCCGUCCAAAACUGGUGGGCAUGAAUGGCGGACUGAUCUAGCGAUCGAGUUCCCUGUCGCCACAGAUUUGCGAGGGCCUCAUUCCACAUGGAGAGUCAGUGCUCGGGAUCACUUGAAAUUACUCGUACAACGGCGGUCUCUCACAGUCGAGGGAUCCCCGGUGCUAGUCUUGUUGCGUGGAAGAGUCAGUUGCACGGUUAGCCGGCGGUGCUGGAGGCGACACACCGCUGUAAAGUGGGGCUUGCGCUAUGUGGAUAGCUCGUGCUUUGUCACUUUUCGCUCAUGCCGGGUUCCACCAGUCGCAGGUUUUCUCCGAGCAUGACUUCGCGCAAGUCCCACCUGCCAGUACACGCUGCUGCAAAUGUCAUCCCAAUUGACUGAGCGGGGAAAGCACCCGCCUGUCAUCCGCAAAGUGCUGGAGCGAACGUAAAUCCAGUCCACCCCAAAAGUCUACAUCGUUGACCUGCUGUUUCAAGCGAGGCAGUCUGGAAGGAUGCAGUGGAAGGCCAACGGUCGGAAUGA
Messenger RNA from Canariomyces notabilis, 998 nucleotides. RefSeq lists its product as uncharacterized. Lineage: Eukaryota; Fungi; Ascomycota; Sordariomycetes; Sordariales; Chaetomiaceae. The coding region runs from base 196 to 798 and encodes 200 amino acids. The transcript has a single exon. The record is from RefSeq and is a predicted model, not a curated record.